UGAAGUCGGGUAGGUUAAACAGUCUCCAGCAGAUGCAUACGACGAUGAUAAGCUCCGCUGAUCUCCGCAAGAAGAAGAAGCGACGGCCGAAGCUCGCACCGCGAUACGCGCUCAAAGAAGACAAGAAAGAUGACAAAGCAGAGAAUCGUGUACUAAAUUUACAGCAGGCUGAGCUCGUUCGUGAGGUUUUCACGUCUGCGACGUGCCGUUGCUUCGUGCUCAAGUCGUUCAGCGAGAUUAAUUUCCACAAAAGCCUCAAAUUCGGCAUCUGGAGCACCACUACACUGCACAAUGCGCUGCUGGAUCAAGUAUUUAAAAGUGACUUGACUGCAGUGAGGCCAGUUUUAUUCUUCUUCAGUGUAUGUGGCACCAAACACUUUAAUGGAGUGGCCCGUAUGACAUCGGGAGUGCGGACGGAUGUGCAAUUCCAGCUAUGGGAGAAACUCAAGUACGAGGGAUUCUUCCAUGUCGAGUGGCUGCUGGUCAAAGAUGUGCCCAAUUACGUCUUCACUAGUGUUAAAAUGAGCAACACGCCUACAAAGAAGUCCAUUACGUCGUGUCGAGACUGUGAAGAGGUGCUGUUUGAAGAGGUGAGCUGGAUUUUUGGGUACAUUGACGCGAGUUGAGCUGGUAAUUGAGUCGUGUUCCUGCUUAGGCCAAUGAAUUUCUGUCCAUUUUCACCGAGUUCGAUAGCCGCUCAAGCGCUUGGGACGAUUUUGAACACUACGACCAACUUCAAGAGCAGAUCGAGCGCAAACGCGGAUUAACCUUGUCCAAAGAUGCUGAUAAGACAGAUCUAGAGACGUUCAUUGUACCUCUGCAACAGGAAGAAGCAGCAAUCCGAGCGCCAUUGUAGAUAUCAAGCGAUACCAGUUUUGCUCACUUGUUCUUGCUCUUAAAAAUGUCAGAUAGGUCUUUUGCUCGUGUUUUUCCGUUCAUCCAUGUCCAUGACAGGCAUGCGUAUCCUGUCUACGUCCUCCUUCAGCUUACACACUUGAGUCAUGAGAAGAUCCUGUCGACGAGUGGCUUCUUCGAGCAG
Messenger RNA from Phytophthora nicotianae INRA-310, 1039 nucleotides. RefSeq lists its product as hypothetical. The record is from RefSeq and is a predicted model, not a curated record. Gene Ontology annotation, molecular function: mRNA binding. Lineage: Eukaryota; Oomycota; Peronosporomycetes; Peronosporales; Peronosporaceae. The transcript is spliced from 2 exons. The coding region runs from base 33 to 626 and encodes 197 amino acids.